AGGGCGCCCUGUGCCCUGCGCCCCGCGGGGUCACCGCGCCCCCUCCCCCGCGCCCUGGCCGCACUUUCUAGGCUAUUUUUACGCACGGACACCGGACACCUGGGCUGGGGAGGCGGCGGUGGCGGCGGUGGCCGGGCGUCGGGGGCCAUACGUCCGUCCGUCCGAGCGUCCGACUGCGGGUUCUCCAAGGGCUGUGCGCGCACCAUGGAGCCGCGGUGCCCGCCUCCUUGCGGCUGCUGCGAGCGGCUGGUGCUCAACGUGGCCGGGCUGCGCUUCGAGACCCGGGCGCGCACGCUCGGCCGCUUCCCGGACACGUUGCUCGGGGACCCAGUGCGCCGCAGCCGCUUCUACGACGGUGCGCGCCGCGAGUACUUCUUCGACCGGCACCGGCCCAGCUUUGACGCCGUGCUCUAUUACUACCAGUCGGGUGGCCGGCUGCGGAGGCCCGCGCACGUGCCGCUGGACGUCUUCCUGGAGGAGGUGUCCUUCUACGGGCUGGGCGCCGCGGCGCUGGCGCGCCUGCGGGAGGACGAGGGCUGCGCGGUGCCCCCAGAGCGGCCCCUGCCGCGCCGCGCCUUUGCGCGCCAGCUCUGGCUGCUCUUCGAGUUCCCCGAGAGUUCGCAGGCUGCGCGCGUGCUCGCCGUGGUCUCCGUGCUGGUCAUCCUGGUCUCCAUCGUUGUCUUCUGCCUCGAGACCUUGCCAGACUUCCGCGACGACCGUGAGGACCCGGGGCUCGCUGCGGUGGCCACUGGCCCGUUCCUCGCUCGGGUGAAUGGCUCCAUGUCCAUGCCGGGAACACCUCCCCGUUUACCCUUCAAUGACCCAUUCUUCGUGGUGGAGACUCUAUGUAUCUGUUGGUUUUCCUUUGAGCUGCUGGUGCGCCUGGUGGCCUGCCCAAGCAAGGCCAUAUUCUUCAAGAACGUGAUGAAUCUUAUCGACUUUGUGGCCAUCCUGCCUUACUUUGUGGCUCUGGGCACUGAGUUAGCCCGGCAGCGGGGUGUGGGUCAGCCUGCCAUGUCCCUGGCCAUCCUAAGGGUCAUCCGACUGGUGCGGGUCUUCCGAAUCUUCAAGCUGUCCCGGCACUCGAAGGGCCUACAGAUCUUGGGUCAGACACUGCGGGCCUCGAUGCGUGAGCUGGGUCUUCUCAUCUUCUUCCUUUUCAUCGGUGUGGUCCUCUUUUCCAGUGCGGUCUACUUUGCUGAAGUGGACCGAGUGGACACUCAUUUCACCAGCAUCCCAGAAUCCUUCUGGUGGGCAGUGGUCACCAUGACUACAGUUGGCUAUGGAGACAUGGCACCUGUCACCGUGGGCGGCAAAAUCGUGGGCUCUCUGUGUGCCAUCGCGGGAGUGCUCACCAUCUCUCUGCCUGUGCCUGUGAUAGUCUCCAACUUCAGUUACUUUUAUCACCGGGAGACAGAGGGCGAAGAGGCAGGGAUGUACAGCCACGUGGACACGCAACCUUGUGGCACACUGGAGGGCAAAGCAAAUGGGAGCCUGGUGGACGCUGAGGUGCCUGAACUUCUCCCUCCACUCUGGGCUCCCCCUGGGAAACACCUGGUGACUGAGGUUUGAGGGACAGCUGAGGUCUGCAGGA
Nannospalax galili (Upper Galilee mountains blind mole rat) is the source of this 1594-nucleotide messenger RNA. It is a transcript of the gene Kcna7, whose product is annotated as potassium voltage-gated channel subfamily A member 7. Gene Ontology annotation, cellular component: voltage-gated potassium channel complex; membrane. NCBI's taxonomy places the organism in Eukaryota, Metazoa, Chordata, Mammalia, Rodentia, Spalacidae. The coding region runs from base 205 to 1572 and encodes 455 amino acids. The record is from RefSeq and is a predicted model, not a curated record. The transcript is spliced from 2 exons. Gene Ontology annotation, biological process: protein homooligomerization; potassium ion transmembrane transport. Gene Ontology annotation, molecular function: delayed rectifier potassium channel activity; protein binding.